AUGAAUAAGUUGAGUCAUUGUUGCCUUUCCACGGUUGUGGAGCUGGUUGUGGUGACAGCCCGGUUGACUCAGGACUCAUACAAAGCGUAUUCAUUGAUUGGACAUAAGGAUUUGGAAGUUGUGGUGGAGCUGCUCCUUAUCCCUGCUAAGUUAAGGUCAGAUCUUUUGUCUGAUGUAUAUACUUUGUUGAUUGUAGAUGUGAAAGACAUAAAAUGCGUAAUAAAUUAUGAUUUUCCAUCAAGUUUGGAGGAUUAUGUGCAUAGGAUUGGCAGAACUGGUCGUGCAGGGGCCAAGGGAACUGCUUUCACGUUCUUCACACAUGCCAAUGCUAAGUUUGCAAGAGAUCUUGUAAAGAUCCUGCAAGAAGCUGGGCAAAUCAUUCCUCCUCCAUUGUCUGUCAUGGCCCGUUCUUCUGGUUCAAAUCUAGGAGGUUCUGGUGGAAACUUCCGCAACAGAGGACGUGCUGGGGGCAGUGGCUUUGGCAACAGGUCUUUGAUUUCAGGAUCUAAUUCUAUCCCUCUUGGUUCCAAGAGGCCUUGGUAG
Thlaspi arvense is the source of this 543-nucleotide messenger RNA. The record is from the annotation of a GenBank genome assembly. NCBI's taxonomy places the organism in Eukaryota, Viridiplantae, Streptophyta, Magnoliopsida, Brassicales, Brassicaceae.